Theileria equi strain WA is the source of this 336-nucleotide messenger RNA. RefSeq lists its product as hypothetical. Lineage: Eukaryota; Apicomplexa; Aconoidasida; Piroplasmida; Theileriidae. Bases 1 to 336 code for a protein of 111 amino acids. The transcript has a single exon. The record is from RefSeq and is a predicted model, not a curated record.
AUGGUUGUGUUUCGUUUGCUAAAGGCCUUUGCUGUCUAUAUACCCCUAAUUUUUGUCAUCUCAACCAAUUCAAAUUGUGCUGAAGAUGCUAAUGAUGCUCAAGACAAUCCAGUGAUUAGUUUGAUUGAUAGAUCAAAACGGGCGGCAGCUCAUUUUACGGGCUGUAGCAUAGACAUGUUAUUAAAGCAUUGCAAUAAGGAUACUUCUGUGAAUUUUGAGUGUUUUAGGUCGUUAGGUGAGUGUUUUGCGAGCAGUGCUAGAGUUGCCCUUCUUGAUGAUGGAGAUUAUGAGGAAGAGGAGGAAGAAGAACAACAACAAGACCAAGAAGAACUCUAA